AUGAAGGUCACUUCCGCCAUUGCUCUCGCGUCGAUCCUGACUGCUUCUCAGGCAUGGCACGUCAAGGCUCCCGCUGGUGUCCAGGCGCGCCACUUUGGGUCUUCGUCUCGCAUUCCUCCCCCGGGAGCUAUCACUUCUAGCACUCCCCUGGUUGCCCCGACUCGGUCGCCUGUGUCGUCGUCUACUCCCUGUGAUGAGACUACUUCUACUACCGAGUCGUCCACUUCGGACUGCUCCAGCGACCUGAUGACCCCGACCUCGUCGCCUGCUCAUCAGACGGCUACUUCCAGCUCGAUCUCGGUCUCCGUCCCGACUUCCAGCUCGACUGCUCCUGGUUCUUCGGUGCCUGUCUCUUCCCCGGCCACUUCGCCCGCCGGCAGCUCUACCGUCCCUGCUUCGUCUCAAAUUACUAGCAUGGUCUCGUCGAGCGCUACCACCCCCAAAAUGACCACCUCCACUAUCUACACCACUAGUGAGAUCACCGUCACCAAAUGUGCUCCUACUGUCACCAACUGCCCGGCGCACUCUACUUCCGUGAUCACUUCGACUAUCCCAGUUACCACCACCGUCUGUCCGGUGACCGAGACCUCGUCCACCACUCCUGCCCGGGAGUCGACCGUUACUGACACGACUUACGAGACCACCACUAUCUGCCCCGUCACUGAGACCAUGACCUCUGGUACCAACACCAUGACCUCCACCUGGAGCUCCGUGUCCACCAUGACUGUUACUGGCCCUGCUUCCUCUAGCCCUGCUGCUACUGGUGUUACCUCUGCUCCCUCGUCGCCUGCUGCCUCUUCUGCUCCUAGCAAAUCGACCGUGACCGACACCACCUACGAGACCACCACUAUUUGCCCCGUCACUGAAACCAUGACUUCUGGCACCAACACUAUGACCUCCACCUGGAGCUCCGUGUCCACCAUGACGGUUACUGGCCCUGCUCCCUCGUCUCCCGCUGCCUCUUCUACUCCUUCCAAGGAGUCGACCGUGACCGACACCACCUACGAGACCACCACUAUCUGCCCCGUCACUGAGACCAUGACCUCCGGUACCCACACCAUGACCUCCACUUGGAACUCUGUGUCUACCAUGACCGUGACUGGCCCUGCCCCCAGCGCCACCGAGACUGAGAGCAGCUCUGUCGUUGUCCCUUCUAUGGCGAGCACUGCUACUGUGUCCACUCCUGCCGCCACCAUGCCCUCGGGCAGCAUGAGCACCACCGUUGGCCCCGCUGCCUCUUCCACCACGAUGAGCACCAGCCAGUCCGAGCCCACUACCGCCCCGGCGGCCAGCUCUACUCCCGCUUUCAACGCGGCCUCGCCUAUGACUGUCUCUUCCGGCCUCGGCAUGGCCUCGCUUGCGGCCCUCUUCGCCCUAGUCCUGUAA
Messenger RNA from Penicillium cinerascens, 1386 nucleotides. RefSeq lists its product as uncharacterized. The transcript has 2 exons. Bases 1 to 1386 code for a protein of 461 amino acids. The record is from RefSeq and is a predicted model, not a curated record. Lineage: Eukaryota; Fungi; Ascomycota; Eurotiomycetes; Eurotiales; Aspergillaceae.